CAACGCUCCUACUUCCCGAGAUAUUAUGGUAACUCCCUAGGCUGGCAAUCACCGAAACAGUCUCACGAGGCAGCAUUGCUUAAUAAUUACCAAUAUACAACUACGCUUUUAAGACAUCUACGAGCUACCCUACACGCGCUUUCAAAUCACUACCUCACGAACAAACAAAUUUUUGUCGUCGUAAUUCAAGGCCUAGGACGAAAAGAAAACGAAAUGGGGGAGGGAGAAAGAGAGUAAAAACACAAAUGCUUCUCUUCUUCAUAUUAAGUGCCGCCAUCAUCUGGCACGCCACCCUCCUCUUAGCUUUUAUCAUCAAUUGGAAUAUACGUCUCAUUACUAUCAUCCGAUGGGCUACGAUCGCCUACCUCGUCAUAUUCGGGUUACUGUUCUUCCCGAUGGUAAUGGAAGGCCUCCUCAUCCUUGGCCAAACCGACGAACGAGGUGAAACCCUUUUGUUCCUACCUCUCGGUUGGGUAAUAUGGUAUGUGCUAGCCACCUUUGCCAUAGUUCACCAACGACUUCUACCACUUGCGGUAGUGGUACCGGUGGUGGCUUUUAUGAUGUAUCCCGAGUUAAGAUUGAGCAUGGAUUACGGCUUGGCUAAGACGGGUUGGCUGGAGGUUGUAUAUACUCCAUUUACAUGGGCGGCGAAAACCGGUUUGAAGCUGUACUUCAACUCAAAUACAUCAAAGGGCAGGGCUGCGGGUGUGCACAAGAGAAUACCUAUACCUACCGAAGCAGUACCCCCCAAGAAAACAUGAAGUAGCUUACAGAGGGUAUCGUAACAAUAGCAGGCUUCGAGAGGCAGAUUAUUCGGUCUGAUAUCGCACAUCAGGGACUUUUCGAGCUGUAGGGGUCGGCCCUUUCAGGCUUCGUAAGACGAAGCCUGAUCUUCUCAUAUACCAUGUAUCUACACACCAUAAGUAUCUAUGAACAUAUUUAACGAACUAUAACAUUCUGACGAUGAAGUUUUACGCACACAAUCGCCUAAUAAUUACACAAUUAUAUUGUCCACCAACGCAAAG
This is a messenger RNA of Hypoxylon trugodes, 1025 nucleotides long. RefSeq lists its product as uncharacterized. The transcript has a single exon. The record is from RefSeq and is a predicted model, not a curated record. The coding region runs from base 246 to 761 and encodes 171 amino acids. NCBI's taxonomy places the organism in Eukaryota, Fungi, Ascomycota, Sordariomycetes, Xylariales, Hypoxylaceae.